Molecule: messenger RNA, 1659 nt
Organism: Bacidia gigantensis
Lineage: Eukaryota; Fungi; Ascomycota; Lecanoromycetes; Lecanorales; Ramalinaceae
Exons: 1
Coding region: 1-1659 (552 amino acids)
Source: RefSeq, a predicted model, not a curated record
AUGCCUUUGUUUUCUUACCCCCGUGACCUCCUCUAUCAUCAGUUCCUGAAAUCUAGUACCCGCAAUUUCGACACUCCAUCAGAGCAGUCAAGUGCUGCCUGUAGCAAGAUAUCACACCCAUCAUCUCAACCACCUCCUUUUGCUUGGGACGUGCAGUCAGCCUGUCGAUCCAUUAUUCCAGCACUAGAAUUCAUUUCCGAGAAUUUAGCAAAGCAUGACCUUCAGAUCGCUCUCCUUGUCUCCGAGCAAGAGCCGUUUGUCCUACCUGUCUGGCAGCUUCCACAAACGUCUCAAUGCUUGCUCACAAGACUUGUUCGAAAAGCAUGUAUCAGAUACAGUGUCGACCUUGGCUGGAUGACCGCCCUGGCCUCCUCUGAAGGCAAACAAGAAAUGUCUGAAUUGUUUGAUACCCACACGCCAGACUCCUACAUCAUUCGGCGUUCACUGUUACAAAAUGAAGUCGUCUUCACGGGCGAAGGCCUCACUCUCUUGAGCUUCGACCACAUCUACACUUUAAAGCAACUUCUGUGGCCUCUUUCGAACAAGGAAUUGGCAACUUCUUCCCGAGAGACUUGCCUGUCAUCCUGCAUUCACCUUCUCCACCGGAUCAAUAACAUUCACAAUGGCAACAAGUUCUCGAAAGGCUACAUGAGUCGUGUGUACCUUGACAUUCCCUUCCAAGAAGCCUUACUCGACGAGGUGAUGACAGAGUACGAUACCACAUUCUGCACAGCGAGCAUACGGCGCAUCGACUCCGACUUGUCCUUCACCAUAUUCUGCGAUAGUCCCAACGCUGUGAACAACCAAACUAAGCCAGCCCCAUCGCCUCCUGAGCCGAUCCCUGAAUUGAAGGAGGAUACUGCGCCGGCUGAGCUAGUCAGCCCAAUUGCCUCCAUUGACAAGCAGUCGCUGAUUCCCUGGAAACUGGACACCGGAUUCUCCACCCACACUGCCGCUCGGCCAAUUGAACUCCCUAAUGGUGUUGGCCACAGUAUCAAUGCAAUCAAAGCCCCAAAGAUUAAUCGACCAAUUGCAUCAGUAUUGCGCGCGCAGGGGGCAGAGCUCGCCUUCAUCACCCCAUUCACAGCGAAGGCUCCCUCUACGGUGCAACGAUACGCCAAAUCUGUCCCUUCACCACCUUCGAUCCCCCUGCCAAUACCAUUAUCGACCCCAUCGUUAAAUGCCAGAGAUUCAUUGCCUGAUACCGUCUUCUCCUCACCUACAACACAGACCUCAUCACUGGAUCAUACCAUAAGCCCUAGCCCUCUCAACAUCAUCAAGCGUGCCAGCAUGGAGCCUACACCCAAAACCCUCCCCUCAACCCCCUCACCUCCACCUGUACCACGCCGCCAUCCAGACCACAAAAAGAAAGAAAUAGUCGCACGAGAGCAGGAGACAACACUCGCUGUGCUAGAAGAAAGCAUCUCAGGCGAAGAAGCGGCCGAAGAGGCCGAUCGGCUGCAAUGGGAGGAGGAGGAACGGGCACGAGUGGAAGAAUUUGAGAAGACUUCUAGGGAUAUCAUUGAGAGUUGGACUAGAGGUGUGGAAGGGUUAGGAAUAGAAGAGGGAGAGGUCGCUGGCGCUGUGGAGCAAGAGGUCGUGUGCUCGAGAUGCUAUGAUCUGGUGGAGACAGGGAGGAGGUAUACCAUGUGUUGUUGA